Akanthomyces muscarius is the source of this 204-nucleotide messenger RNA. RefSeq lists its product as uncharacterized. NCBI's taxonomy places the organism in Eukaryota, Fungi, Ascomycota, Sordariomycetes, Hypocreales, Cordycipitaceae. The record is from RefSeq and is a predicted model, not a curated record. The transcript is spliced from 4 exons. Bases 1 to 204 code for a protein of 67 amino acids.
AUGCGCGGGUUUGUUGUGUCGUCCGCUCUGGCCUCGAUUAUUAUGACGCCGAUGAUUUGUUUCGACGGCUAUCCAACGCCAGCUUGGCACCUGAGGCGUGGCUGGCCUGGCCCCCAAGCCAAUGCGAGUAUUGGCCCGAGCUCGCUGAAAGAAGAUGCGAUGGAUGGCUGGUCCAAGCUGCAGGCUGCGGCCUCCGCGUGGUAG